This is a messenger RNA of Polychytrium aggregatum, 1923 nucleotides long. RefSeq lists its product as uncharacterized. The record is from RefSeq and is a predicted model, not a curated record. The transcript is spliced from 5 exons. Gene Ontology annotation, molecular function: hydrolase activity. Bases 67 to 1779 code for a protein of 570 amino acids. Lineage: Eukaryota; Fungi; Chytridiomycota; Chytridiomycetes; Polychytriales.
CGCGACCUCAAGGUGGCUUUUCUGGCCGACCAGGGCAUCGGAAAGCAUCCAGAGCAGGUGCUUGAGAUGAUCAAGGAUUGGGGCGCCGACGCCAUUGUGCAAAUCGGCGACAACGACUACCAUGACGACCCGCCCGCCUUCAUGGAAAUGUACGAGUCGGUCUUUGGCAAGCACAUUCCCAUAUUCAGCGUCGUCGGCAACCACGACAUUGCUGCUUGGUACAAGAAAAAGGGCUACCGCAAGCUGUUUCUCGACAACCUCGACCGCAACCGCCUGACCGACAGCUGUUACGGCGAAUAUGGCAUCAACAUGGUUUGCGUCUGGAAUGGCAUGGUCUUUGUUCUCUCGGGUGUCGGUACUCUUGGCACCGAGCACGCCCGAUUCCUCGAUGCGGUCCUUAGCUACUACGAGGACGUGCCAUGGAAGUUUUGUGUUUGGCACAAGAACCAGAAUGCAUACCAGACUGGCGACAAGACCGACGAGGUUGGCUAUGAGGUCUAUGACAUCUGUCGACAGCACGGCGCCAUCAUCGCCACGAGUCACGAGCACUCCUAUGAGCGAACCUACAUCAUGUCCGAUUUCGAAAACAAAAUGAUCUCCAGCGUCAAGCCACUCCUGCGUGUCCGACCCGGCCGUAGCUUCGCCUUUGUCUCGGGCUUGGGUGGCGAGUCCAUUCGCCCCUGGUACAACGGAAACAAUCUCAAUCCUUGGUGGGCUGCCACAGCCGCACUGGAUAACGGUGCCGAUUAUGGAGCUCUCCUGUGCAAGUUCAACAAGAAAGGCAAGAACCCCAACCAAGCCGUCUGUCGGUUCGAAGACCUCGACGGCGAUGUCUGGGACCAUUUCACCAUGAGCACGGACCCCCACGGCUUGGGUCCCGAUGAGGACGACCUGCAGCCAGCCAAGGCGACUGAGUCAACCCAGGCGACUGAGGCAGCCAAACCGACCGCCAAGAAGCAGCACCACAUCGAGAUCCCUAUCCUGAGCCCCGCCGACGCUACCACCGUGAAUCCCGCCACCGGCCAUAUCGUUUGCUCUCCGCACCAAAUGAACUUUGCGGUGGAUGGCACCAACUCUGCCGACAUGUGGCACAUUCUCAGGUUUUCGACCGAGGGCUUCCUGCAGAAGGGCGACCGGAUCGUCGCAGCGCAUCUUCAAGUCAUGGGCGCACACGCUCCCGAGGCCCUUCAUGACGUAUCGACGAGCGCCGGCCCUUAUGCUGCCCAGGACUUGUUCAUGUCGGCUCUGGAUGAUCUGCGAAUGACCAUCACGAGCAUAUCCGACAAGCGCGGCCGUGGAUUUGGACUUCAGAGCUACUGCCAAACACCCGCUGCCAGCCUCCGCCAGGCCGACAUCGACGCCAUGGCUACCGAAGGAACUGUCCGGAGCAACCGUCUCUCCAAAUGGACACGCUCCAAGGUCGAUCGCAUUCAUCGACACGACUCGGUCGAGUGGAUGCAGCCCAAGAACGCGAGCGAGUGGGAGUCUGGCGAGGUCUGGGUCUCGCCCAACCUGCAAUCGCUCGUGCAAGCCCGGCUCGAUGACAUCUGGAGCAAGGCUGUGGCUGGAAUGGAUGACCAUGAGGUCCGCGAUACCAAGCUUUCGCUGAUGCUCACCGGCCGCACCUUCCUCGCGCCCAAGGUUCAGUCCGCUCUGGAAGAGGCAUCAGCGGCACUGAGGUCGAGCGAUUUUGAGAGAGGAGUCUACGGGAUCCAUCGCGAGUUGGGCAGCUGCGUGGCUCCGGCGUUAGUUGUUGUCGUCGAACGUGAAAGUGCUUAGAAACCGCAGAGAUGUGAAGGACAUGCGAGUUGAGGGGCGGGAGAUUGUUGUGGGUCAAGUCAAUGUAUAUAUGAAGUAUGUCUGGCAAGCCAAGACGUGCAAGCCACUCGUUGCAAUACAUCUCUCGCAAGUUUGAUAUUCAAA